AUGGUGACUCAUGGAACCGAGUUUUCAGAUCCGACGGGAUGGAAGGUCCUGCACAACAGCUCAGCAAGUUACCAGGUUUGCAGAAUUCCGAUCCAUGCCGAACUUUCGUCAAGUACGCAAUCGGCUAGCGCUGGUGUUGUACCAGUCAGAGGCAAGAACGAGCGAUAUCGAUCUAUGAACUUCCGCGCGAGGCUUUUGAUUCUUUUUUCGCAGCGGAUGCAGCCGAAAUCGAUUGAAGACUGGUUAGUCAACUGUGUAGUUACUAGUGACUCUGGUGGUACGAUCAUAGAAUACGAUGCAGCAGCAGGCAACGGUUUCUGUGUUGGUUGCGGGACGAUCGUUGAGGAGAAUGCGAUUGUGUCUGAAGUUGUGUUUGGAGAGUCGUCGAGUGAUGCGGCGAUCGUGCAGGGGUCGUUUACAACCGCAAUUCGCAUGUAUACCCUGGCUCUUGAACAUAAAUUCACGAAAGGAAGGACGAAUAUGGACGUUAUUGCUGUCUGUCUUUAUAUCGCGUGCCGACAGAAGGAGACUCGAAAUUAUAUGCUUAUUGAUUUCUCUGACUUGUUGCAAGUGAAUGUAUUCGAGCUCGGACAUACAUUCCUACAACUCGUCCAAACACUCAACCUCCGUCUCCCUCUAGUCGACCCAUCACACUACAUCUCCCGCUUCGCCGCACUCCUCGAAUCCGGUGACGAAACACUCAAAGUAGCAGCCGACGCAGCCCGCCUCGUCGCGCGUUUCGACCGUGACUGGAUGUCCCGUGGUCGUCGACCAGUAGGAAUCUGCGGUAGCUCUCUUUAA
Messenger RNA from Fomitiporia mediterranea MF3/22, 801 nucleotides. RefSeq lists its product as uncharacterized. The record is from RefSeq and is a predicted model, not a curated record. The transcript is spliced from 5 exons. NCBI's taxonomy places the organism in Eukaryota, Fungi, Basidiomycota, Agaricomycetes, Hymenochaetales, Hymenochaetaceae. Gene Ontology annotation, cellular component: nucleus; transcription preinitiation complex; transcription factor TFIIIB complex. The coding region runs from base 1 to 801 and encodes 266 amino acids. Gene Ontology annotation, molecular function: RNA polymerase III general transcription initiation factor activity; TBP-class protein binding; RNA polymerase III type 3 promoter sequence-specific DNA binding. Gene Ontology annotation, biological process: DNA-templated transcription initiation; transcription by RNA polymerase III; transcription preinitiation complex assembly.